AUGUGGACACUCUGGCGCGCCUCCGCCGGCACAACAGAGUGUUUGCAGCUCGAACAGCAGAAUCUCUGUGGCCAUACUCAACAUCAAACAUCGCAAGGCUUGCCACCAUCAGCAGCAGGCCUAGUCCUGACGCUGGUGCUCGAGGAGAAAUUGCCUAACUUUGCAAAAGCUCUAGAAGCCCUACUGUCACGAAUUGUCAAGCUCGAAGAGCUGCGUACAGUGACUCGACUAUGGUUUCCUGGUAGUAGCCUGCAUAAAUUACCGGCCUGGGCGACCAACGACGAACCACUAUCUCGAGGCAACAUCUCAACAUCUACAAAUGCCGCAAGCAAUGUAACUACGAACGAAAAGCGAGGCCUGAAGAGUCGGAGAAAGCACAAGAAAACGGAUGAAAGCAAAGCGGAACCAAAAGUGACGACCGCCGCUUCACAACUAGCAUCCAUACAAGCACACGAGGGCCGCAAAAGAAACAAAGGUGGACUAGCGCUCGCCGGGCUCUCUGAGAGGGUCCGCAGCAUCGAAGGAUUGUAUGCUUUGCGCAUAGUCAUUCUUACCAUUGCACUCGGAGUUCCCGCUGUCAUCCCAUCAUCAGCAGGCUUUUUCUAUCGCGAGAAAGGCCUCUGGGCGCUGAUCAUGGCCCAGACCGGCACUGCCCCAUACACCUCGGACUUUGUUGUUGGGUUAAUCCUUAGAUGCGGUGCCACCGUGCUUGGUGGCGUGAUUGGUAUGGUAGCCUGGUAUGUUGGUGCUGGGGAUGGGCCCGGCAAUCCUUACGGCAUUGCGGCGAUCAUGGCACCCAUCCUUGUCGUUCUGAUGUGGCUUCGCCUCCACUUACCGCCUGUGGCCACACAGGCUGUUCUGAUCGGAACAGCAACUUGCUAUCUUGUGGUCAGCUACUCCUGGGUCGACACGCACAGCCCGAGUUAUGGCGACCCAGGUGUCGGCUAUACUGUCUUCUGGCGACGGACGCUACUGGUCCUCGUCGGUUUCACUGCAUCAGCAAUCCUAACACUCUUCCCUACGCCACCAUCCGCAAAUCGCCAACAUCGUUUACUCCUCGCCGAGGGUCUUGCAACAUCCAAGAACCAGUACAGUCUCCUCACAGCUAAUUGUAGGACACCGCUACCAGACCUGAGAAAAGUCGUGGAGAGAGUCGCGAUUGAUAAUGCCAAGAUGCUCCAGGAAGCUGAACCAAGCAUCAAAAUGAGUCGAUUCGCAUACUCGUCGUCAAGCUUUGACGCGAAAUCUUUGGCCCUCAUAUGCCGACUCUGCCAAACUCUCGAUCACUCAAUCACACAGCUUCUCAUAUAUGCACCUAUGCUGCCAGAAGACCUGACAGCUCGCUUUAUCAGUGCGACCAGCAUUUUGAAUGAAAAGCUUGUCGCGGAUGUGAUGGCGGCGCUCAGCCUGAUGCAGCUAACACUCGAGACUAGGGCUCCUCUUCCGGCAACCAUGCCUUUCCCACUACACUUACGCUCCUUGGAGUCUGUACAGGCUCGAUACGCAGGUGACAUGGAUGCUGCUGUGAGCCUCAACAGGGAUUUGCUCGCUCAGGAAGGCGCGCGAAAAUAUUGCUCCGCCAUGACUGCUUGGGUCCAGUUCUUGCGCACGAUUGAUGAGUUGGUCAUGGUGGCGAAGGCUGCUGUAGGAGAGACUGGCCUUUAUACUCAUAGUCAAGUUGAGAAUAUGGCAGUGUGA
Lithohypha guttulata is the source of this 1698-nucleotide messenger RNA. RefSeq lists its product as uncharacterized. The record is from RefSeq and is a predicted model, not a curated record. NCBI's taxonomy places the organism in Eukaryota, Fungi, Ascomycota, Eurotiomycetes, Chaetothyriales, Trichomeriaceae. Bases 1 to 1698 code for a protein of 565 amino acids. The transcript is spliced from 2 exons.